This is a messenger RNA of Bombyx mori (domestic silkworm), 4332 nucleotides long. It is a transcript of the gene Cul2, whose product is annotated as cullin-2. Gene Ontology annotation, cellular component: Cul2-RING ubiquitin ligase complex; SCF ubiquitin ligase complex. Gene Ontology annotation, molecular function: ubiquitin protein ligase binding; protein-macromolecule adaptor activity. The transcript has 15 exons. Gene Ontology annotation, biological process: protein ubiquitination; SCF-dependent proteasomal ubiquitin-dependent protein catabolic process. The record is from RefSeq and is a predicted model, not a curated record. NCBI's taxonomy places the organism in Eukaryota, Metazoa, Arthropoda, Insecta, Lepidoptera, Bombycidae. The coding region runs from base 174 to 2468 and encodes 764 amino acids.
AAACAUUGCAUUUGCGCCAGAGACGUCAAUGUCAAAAAUAAGCCUGACAAAGAAUUACGGACGAAAUAAUAUAAUUUGUACAUAAAAUAUAAACAAAAUAUUCAACAGGCCAUUAAAACUUCGCAUAGGAAAUUAAUUCACGAAAAGUAUAUUGUAUGUGUAAAUAGUUCGUGAUGAUGUCGCUAAAGCCGAGGCACGUGGACUUCCAGGAGACAUGGGCCAACCUCAAAGAGACCGUUGCGGGGGUGGUGGGGCUGAAGGCCGUGGACCGCAUCGUGUGGAACACCCGCUUCUCUGACGUGUACGCGCUGUGCGUCGCUCACCCCGAGCCCCUGGCGGACCGGCUCUACGACGAGACCAGGAACUUCUUAGAGGAGCACGUGGCAAGUCUGCUGGAGAGAGUUCGAGGCUCCACCACCCUCGAGCAGUCCGACCACAACGAUGGACUACUGGACAGGUACGUGUCGGCGUGGCGCGAGUACAGCCAGGGCGUGGCCUACCUCAACAGCCUCUACUCCUACCUCAACCUGCAGCACGUCAAGCGACAGAAGGUCUCCGACGCGGAGAUCAUAUACGGCACGUCGGCCACGGUGAGCUGUCCCGAGCAAGACGCGCGACAACUGGAGGUGGGCGAGCUGGGCCUGGACAUCUGGGAGCGCGUGCUGGUGCGGCCGCUGUCCGCCGCCCUCACGGCGCGCAUCGUCAGCGCGCUGCACGCCGCCCGGGACGCGCCGCCCGACCCGCGCCACGCCGACAUCAUCCGACAAGCCAUACAGAGCACCGUGCACGUCCGCAGUUUUCGCGUCCGGUCUCCACUCGCGCUGUACGAGCAGCUCGUGCUGGAGCCGUUCCUCCAGGCGGCCGGCGAGCAGCACGCCAGGACGGCGGCCCACUUACUGCAGGAGGGGGACGUCGCACAUUACAUGAAGCACGUUCUCGCAGGGCUGGAGCGCGAGGUGUCGCUGGCGCAGCGCUACCUGCCGGCGUCGUCCCGCGAGGCGGUCCGCGCGUGCUACGAGCGCGCCGCGGUGGCCGCGCACCUGCCCGCGCUGCACGCCGACGUGGACCGCCUGCUGGCCGAGGCGAGCGCCGACGACGACGACGCGCCCCAGCGCCGCGAGGACUUGUCCCGCAUGUACCAGCUGGUGCGGCCCCUGGGCCCGGCGGCGCUGCGGCCGCUGGUGGACGCCGCGCUGGCGCACGCGCAGGCCCACGGACACGCGCUGCUCUCCAGCGCGCUGCAGCACCACAAGGACGAGGUACACAUACACUUCGUGGAGGCCAUACUGACGCUGCACGGCAAGUACAGCAAGCUGUUCAACGAGGUCUUCGGGGGAGCUCAGGCGUUCAUGGGCGCGCUGGACAAGGCCUGCAGCGCCGUGGUGAACAGCCGCAGCGGCGAGGAGGCGUGCCGCGCGCCGGAGCUGGUGGCGCGGUACUGCGACUGGGUGCUCCGCCGCCGCCCCGCCGCCGCGCCCCUCACCGACGUCGACGACAAGCUCACCGCCGCCAUCGUCGUCUUCAAGUACAUCGACGACAAGGACAUCUUCCAGAAGCACUACGCCCGCGCGCUGGCCCGCAGGCUCAUCCACCAGCUCUCCUACUCCAUGGAGCAGGAGGAGUCGAUGAUCAACCGUCUGAAGGCGGCGUGCGGCUACGAGUUCACCAACAAGCUGCACCGCAUGUUCACCGACGUGGCCGUGUCCGCCGACCUCAACGCCAAAUUCCAGCAGUACCUGCGGGACAACGACCUCACGCUCAACACGGGCUUCUUCAUCCAGGUGCUGCAGGCGGGCGCGUGGCCGCUGGGGGGCCCCACGGCUCCGCUGGCGCCGCCCGCCGCGCUGGAGCGCCCGGCGGGGCUGUUCGAGCAGUUCUACCGCAGCGCCUUCAGCGGGCGGCGGCUGGCCUGGCUGCACCACCUGUGCACGGGCGAGCUGCGCGUGCGCUACACCCCGCGCGUGUACCACCUCACGGCCAGCACGCCGCAGUGCGCGCUGCUGCUGUCGCUGGAGCGCCGCGACGCCACCACGCUGUCCGAGGCGCGCGCCGCCGCCGUGCUGCCCGAGGACUCCUGGGAGCGCCACGUGCGCCCGCUGCUGGACAUCGGCCUGCUGCUGCCGGGCGCCGACCCCGACGAGCUGCUGCUCAACCUGUCCUUCUCGUGCAAGCGCUCCAAGCUGCGGCUGUGCGCGUCCCCGGGCCACGGCGCCGCCGCCUCGCCCCCCGACCCGCCGCAGCACCGCGACGACGACCGCAAGAUGUACCUGCAGGCCGCCAUCGUGCGCAUCAUGAAGCAGCGCAAGGUGCUGCGCCACACGGAGCUCAUCCAGGAGGUGGUGCAGCAGGCGCGGGGCUCCUUCGCGCCCUCCGUCGCCAUCAUCAAGAAGUGCAUCGAGGCGCUCAUCGACAAGCAGUACCUGGAGCGCGCGCCGGGGGCCCUGGACACCUACUCCUACCUGGCCUGAGGGCGCCGCCGACGUUUCAUACCUAGGCGCGGCGAAAUAUUUUUGUUUUUAUUUUUAUUUAUCGGUCUCGGAGGUUUGUAAAAACUGUAGAACGUCUCGUCUGAGCUCGUCCCCUCGCAGUCCCGCGGAGGGAGCCGAGACGUCGUCACGAGUCUAGUUUUGUAUCGAGUAAAUGAGUCGCCGUAAAUAUCCACCCGGUACACACACACUCACACGUACACAUGCACGCACACACACCCACGCACUUGCACAAACACGCACACAUGCACAACCACACACACGCACACAUGAACAAUCACACACACGUGCACGCGCGCACACACUCACCCACACAUAUGCAUGCACACGUACACACUCACACACGUACACAUGCACGCACACACACACACACAUGCAGGCACACACACCUUGCACACGUACACAUGCAGGCACACACACACACACACAUAUGCAUGCACACGUACACACUCACACACGUACACAUGCACGCACACACACACACACAUGCAGGCACACACACCUUGCACACGUACACAUGCAGGCACACACACACACACACACACACUUACACACGCAGGCACACACACACACACACACACACACACACUUACACACGUACACAUGCACGCACACAUGCACGCACACACACGCAAACAUGCAGGCACACACACACACACACACACUUGCACACGUACACAUGCAGGCACACACACGCACUCACACACACACACACACACACGUGCUCACAAGCCUGUAUCCUCCUGGGCCGUGUAGUUUCUCGUGUUCAGUCGCGGGCCCUCGUUGCUCUGCACAGUGCACUCUCCGCGCCGCCGGACUGUGGACGUGUCGGGCGGCGACUCCGCGGGAGGACGUCCCGAUUGUUAUCGAUUCUAAUAAAAAUCUUGAUAAAUAAGAAAUAAAUACGGAUAUCGGACAAAGUAUGGUCGGAUUCAGUUGUUGCCCACGGUCUCCUCGGGCGCGGCUUGCACCAGCAGACAAGUAGAGAUCAUCACGUAACGAAAAGCGUUACGCCUCCCCCGUGCGACCGUCUCCCUCUCUCCCUCUCUCUCUCUGUCUCUCUAUUGAACGAGUGUGGUGUGCGUGCGGCGGACGCGCGGUCUCGAUUGUAUAAUAUGAUAUCAUUUUACCAAUAAAUAAAUAUUUUUGCUAAAACACUACCGGGUACAUAUUUGGUAAGGAGCACCGUCCCCGGCGCGGCCCCUGGACCGCACGCGGCUCGCUCGUCGCGUUCAGUCCAGGGUUCGUUGACACGUGACGUCACGGCGCAGUACAUUGCGCGCCCCGGCCCGGCCUGCACCGUAUUUAAUAGGAAAAGUUGUAGCGCCGUGCAGACGACGCGCAGACUCGUGAAACCGAUCGAUGAACGUUAGUUGUUUGAACACAAAGUGUAGAGUGUAUGUAGCCCACGGACAGAGACGGCCGGCGCGAACCCACGUGGCGUCAGCUAUGUUUUAUAAAUUAGUGUAUUUAAAUAUAUAUUAAUAGUUUUGGUAACAAAUUGAUUCAAAAAACACAUAAAAAACUUGUUAUUUUGUAAUUAAAGAUUAUUUUAGAUAUUUAAGUUUUAUUAUUACUUGUCUGUGUGUCACGCGGAGGAUGAUGUGGGCGAAAAUAUAAUUUUACGUAACGCUUCCGAACGUACGAAACGGUGCACUUAUCAUCAGACGAGCGGUUUAUUCGCAAAAUAUUGUUGAAAAUUGUUGGUUUAUUGAUGGGUCACGCGGUGCCCGCGGUGCAGUGCGCAGUGCGGCCGCGCGUGACCACUUCCCGAACGUGCUAACAAUACUUAGAUAAUGUAAAUUAGAAUAAAUAAUGGUUUAUUAAUAAACAGUGUACAAAUACA